GUGAUACCCUGAAUCUCUCUUGCUUUGUUGACAGCUACCCACCAGCACCAUCUAUCACCUGGAGUAAGAACAGCUUUGGAACAGAAUAUCUCUGGACUGGCCUCUCUCACCAUCUCCAACAUGACAAGAGAACAUGCUGGGGAGUAUGUGUGUAAAGCUCAACACCUCAACAGGACUCUGACAGCUUCCAUUGUUGUCACUGUGAUGUACCAUCCUGUGAUUCUCAAUGCUUCUGGGUGUGUCAUCCAGGCAAAGGUCAUGACCUGUGUGUGUGUCAGCCAGGGGGUUCCCUUACCUCUCAUAGGCUGGCUUAACACUGAGGAGUACUCCCUCACUAAAUCAGUGUUGAGGUCCUCAGUGAACACCACCAUCAGGAUGCAUGUCGGAAACCACAACAACACUACUGUGGAAUGUGUCAGCACAAAUGAAGUGGGCAGAGUGAGAGAGAAGCUGCAAGUCACCCAAAAAGAGAGCCAAGGAAAGCAAGGAGAGGAAGUAUCUAAAGACAUCUGGGCUCUGCUGUUGAACCCACCACUGAUUGCUGCAUUUGUGAUUGGUGCAGCCUGCUCAGCCACCAUCUGUUGUAUCAUCCUGUGUUUGACAGGGAAAUGUAAAAGAUGCAAAGAGAGGAUCCCAAAGGACUCAGACUCCAAAAGCGCUUUAACGAAACUGGAGAUGGUGGCAUGUGAAGACCAACAGACGAAUUCAGGACCGGCUGUACGGGGCGAACAGACCCCUCUGCAGGUGGUGCUGAUGGAGGGAGCUGAAAACACAGGACCCCAGACCAGUGGAGCUGCAGGAAACUCUGCCAAAGGGGAAGAACCUCAAGAUGUGCACUACGCCACUAUCAACUACUCCCAACUGAAGAAGACUCCUGAGGAGGCAGAGAAGAAGACCACCACCUCAGAGUCAGAGUACGCCAAAAUCAAACGAGAGAAUAAGAAAGAAGGGUAUGAAGGUGGAGGAGAGGGGAGUGGAGUGAUGAAUGAGGAGGAGAACGAGAAUGGUAAGCCAGCAGCAGAGACAUAUAAGAAUACAGAGCUUUACUCCAACGUCAAGGCUAUUAUGGGUGGUGAGUGACACAGCAAUUUUCACUAGAAACAUGGGGGAUAGCAUGCAGUAUUAUAUAGCCAUGUGUUCCUUUAUCAUUUUCUGAAUCCAGAUUGAAUGUUUUAUGUUGAUACUGGGACUUUUGCUCAACUGAAACUACUGUAGUUUUGGUGUUGUUUCCUCAUGUGCCAAAUCAAGUUUGAAUGUUUUAUGAUAAUACAGAGACGUUGUUUAAUAACUGAAACUACUGUAGUUAAUAGUUUUGGUAAAUGAUUUAUUUUACAGCCCUGUGUCAGAUGGUACUGUAUGUAUCUGGUGGUUGUAACAUUUACAAUAACAAUAUUUUCUAGUUGUACAUAGAAGCAAGUUUUGGUCAAGUUUUUAUAAAGUUUUUCAAGGAAGAGUAAUUUUACUUUUGUAAUGACAGUGUUUUGUCACCAAGGGGAAGGACUGACACAUACGCGGUUGGGAAAAGUAUAGGUCAAGACAUUUCUUUUUGCUUCUCCUCUUUCCUUUCAUUUUUGCAUUUUGAUUUGACAAGUGGGUGGGGAUAUUAAGUAGUAUGUGUGGAUGUAAUCAAUAUAUUUCUGUAAAUAGAAUACUGAUAGACUGUUGAAAAUGUCAUUCAGAAUUCUCAUUUUGGGCUAGCCAGAGAGCUCAAAUGAAAGAAUCAAGAAAAAAAGUACAUUAUGCUUUUAAAUGUUGUUUUCUUUAGACAGCUUGGUUGUUUAGCAACAAAACAGAUGCGAGCACAACUAUGUGGUAAAACAGAUGGGUUGGCUUAGAUCGUUGACGACAUGUCACAUAUUUCAUCUCCAAUGUUUGAAAAUAUAAAUACAUUUGCACAAUGAGCACUUGUUGUCUCUCAAAUACAUUGUUACAGUUGUUUGGUUAGCGAGGUAGCAUUUUUUGUGUGCCAUAUUAGCAAAUAACACCCCCCAAAAAUAUGACACUUCAAGAACAACAUAAAACUAGCUGAAACGAGCCAACUACUAUUCGCCAGAUGGCAGCUUUGUGUCAUUGCUGCUAGAUAUCUGGCCAUCCAGAAUCACCACAACAUGCGGUCUUCUGCCCCAUUGAAGCAUGCCUAUCGUUUUCAUGACAUUGUCAGCGAACCCAUUUAUGAGAAUAUUUUUCUAUUCAUAAGUGUGCAUUAUUGCAGUAUUGUUUUAUAUUGAGGCACUACCUCAAUCUUUUUUUAUAUUUUCAUUUGUUUGUUCUCUGAAAUCUGUUAAAAGAAUGUAUAAAUGGUACAUUUUCCAACUUACCAUCUCCACAAAUUUCAUUCAAUAGUAAUUAUAAGCUACCAAUUGAAUAAAUCAGUAAUGGGCAACUUUGAUGGGGGUGGAGGCCCCCCAAAAAAUCAGGUCUGCAUACCCACAUCUAUACCCACACAUGUAGUCAGAUGUAGUCAGAUGUAGUCAGAGCCAGAGUCAGGGCUCUGACUACAUGUGGGUAUGCAGCCCUGUGAGCCACUGCGGCCCCCUGUGAUGAUUUUAUUUUGGUGGUGCAAUGGUACAUUCUGCCACCUAGAGUGUGUUAUAUGAACAGGAAUAAAGCUAAGGUUGGUGAUUUACUGCCACCUGCAGAAAUAUAUGCUUACAAGUAUAAUUCAUUGGCUGAUCUCUCCUGAUUAUUUGAAUUGAAUCAUGUGAUCCCUCUUUAAAACCUCUUAAGGAUCCAUUUAAAUUUUCGCCUAAAAUGAUUUACCCAAAUCUAACUUGAUUAAUUUUCCGAAAUAGGCUUUAAAUACAUUAAUGGCUAAAUAAAUAUAUACAGUUCCUUGCGAAAGUAUUCGGCCCCCUUGAACUUUGCAACUUUUUUUGUGAAGAAUCAACAACAAGUGGGACACAAUCAUGAAGUGGAACGACAUUUAUUGGAUAUGUCAAACUUUUUUAACAAAUCAAAAACUGAAAAAUUGGGCGUGUUCUGUUGGAACGGUGUUCUGUUGGAAAGUCAUAGCCAGCCAGCUAACAUAGCAUCCCUCUGUUUGAGCGGGGGUUUUGAGUGGGCUAAAUUGGCUAGCUACAUUUGCUAAGUAAGUGAAAGUGGAAAAAAAAUAAUCUCUCUCUCUUACUUCUCCUUCAUUUUUUUGAAGAAAUUCAUUUGUUCAAAACUGUUCAACUAAUGUCUUUCUGUCACGUCCUGACCUUAGUUCCUUUUUCAUGUCUCUAUUUUGGUUUGGUCAGGGCGUUAGUUGGGGUGGGCAUUCUAUGUUUUUGUUCUAUGUUUUGUAUUUCUGUGUUUGGCCUGGUAUGGGUCCCAAUCAGAGGCAGCUGUCUAUCGUUGUCUCUGAUUGAGAACCAUACUUAGGUAGCCUGUUCCCACCUGUGUUUGUGGUUAGUUGUUUUCUGUUUUGUGUUUUUUCACCUGACAGGACUGUUUCGUUUCUUAAAUUCUCAUUGGUAUUUUUGUUUUCUGUUCUGUUAUAUUAAAAUAUUAACAUGGACACUUA
Molecule: messenger RNA, 3505 nt
Organism: Oncorhynchus keta (chum salmon)
Lineage: Eukaryota; Metazoa; Chordata; Actinopteri; Salmoniformes; Salmonidae
Product: sialic acid-binding Ig-like lectin 11
Exons: 5
Coding region: 121-1080 (319 amino acids)
Biological process (GO): cell-cell adhesion
Cellular component (GO): cell-cell junction
Molecular function (GO): cell adhesion molecule binding
Source: RefSeq, a predicted model, not a curated record